AUGUCGAACAACGAAACUGUCCGUGGCGCUAUCCACAACACUGCCAAGGAGGCCUCUCAGUCGGUGAGCAACUCUGCCAACAACGCGCAGGGCUCGUCCGACACUGCUGCUAAGGGCCACCAUAUGGUAUCGAACAUGAGCGAGAAGAUCAGCGAGAAGCUCCCGAAGGUCGAGAAUGAUCUCCACCACUCGUUGGACAAGGGUGAGCAGAAGCUGAACAAGGCUGCCAACUACGUCGAGGACAAGGCUGACAAUGCCGCCUCGAAGGAGAGCUCUAAGGCUUCGGAGCACAAUGCUGAGCCAAGCACCCUUACUCGUCUCUCGGAGCAGGCGCAGCAGUACGCUUCGGACACCCUAAACUCGAUCAGCAACACCCUCCACGGUGCUGGUGACAAGGCCGCGGUCAAGGCUGACAAGGUGGACGGCACUGAGCAGACUAGCUACCUCGAGUCGGCUCGCCAGGCCGCUGUUGACGCUCUUGGCAAGGCCCAGGAGUACAUUGCGGGCUCGAACACUACCACCACUACCUCGAAGUAA
Molecule: messenger RNA, 537 nt
Organism: Malassezia pachydermatis
Lineage: Eukaryota; Fungi; Basidiomycota; Malasseziomycetes; Malasseziales; Malasseziaceae
Exons: 1
Coding region: 1-537 (178 amino acids)
Source: RefSeq, a predicted model, not a curated record